Penicilliopsis zonata CBS 506.65 is the source of this 2705-nucleotide messenger RNA. RefSeq lists its product as hypothetical. Gene Ontology annotation, cellular component: cytosol. Lineage: Eukaryota; Fungi; Ascomycota; Eurotiomycetes; Eurotiales; Aspergillaceae. Gene Ontology annotation, molecular function: A2-type glycerophospholipase activity. The transcript has a single exon. Gene Ontology annotation, biological process: glycerophospholipid catabolic process. The record is from RefSeq and is a predicted model, not a curated record. The coding region runs from base 85 to 2604 and encodes 839 amino acids.
GCCGAUCUUUAACCCAACAGGCAUGGAAAGAAGCAUUGGAUGCAGAGCGCGCGCCGAUUGUCUCUACAGAGUCCUUUUGCGAAGAUGGGCGUCGUGAAGCUACGACGGAUCCGCUGGACAAUCCCCCCAGCUCUUGUUCUGCUAGGGGUGUCCUUGUCCAGCGGACCAUCUCUCCAACUUCGAGGACGCACCUCCUCGUCCGCCCAAGAAUCUCCAUUUUCCUCAUCGGCAGGAUGGCAUUUGAAAGACUGGGCUGGGAAAGGGGCCCAGAGCAAGCCCGAUUCGCUUCAUGACAAGGAUUUGGAUCCCAAUUCCCAUGCAAUAAAACAGUGGAUAGAGGAGCUGGGUCAAGUGUGGGAUAAUGUGGGCAAGAAGGUAGAAGGAGUGAAGAUGAGUGUGAGCUCGAGUACAGAGUGGAGUGGAUGGGGUGAUAAUAUCAAGCAUUUCAUAACCCCAGACUGGGCUCGGUUCCUCCCAGGGACUUUACAAAAGCUGCAGCGAGAGCUCUCAAUGGCACCAGGAUCUCUUGCAGAUGAGAUUUGGAAAGAGGCUCAAGAUGAGGAAAUCAACCCAGAGAUCAUACGAGAUGCCAGGGUGCGUGUUGGAAACAGUCUCUGCGCCGAAGAGAUGGCAUUCCGACAGAAGAGGCAGAAAUUCGUUGUCAAGGCAUUGGCGUCCUAUCUUGAUCUUCGUGAGGAUGAAAUUUGUCCAGAAGAUGUUCCAGUAAUCGCAGUCUGUGGCUCUGGAGGAGGGCUACGGGCCCUCGUUGCUGGAACAGGGUCAUAUCUCGCUGCCCAGGAAUCUGGUUUAUGGGACUGCGUAACAUAUACAGCUGGAGUCAGCGGGAGUUGUUGGUUGCAGACUUUGUAUCAUUCCUCGCUCAUCGGCCGCGAUUUCAAUCGACUUGUCGGGCACCUAAAGAAUCGACUCGGGGUCCAUAUCGCCUUUCCUCCCAAAGCGCUCAACCUGCUGACGACUGCUCCUACAAACAAAUACCUGCUGAGUGGAAUAGUGGAAAAGCUAAAGGCAGAUCCGGGUGCUGACUUUGGGCUGGUGGAUAUAUAUGGUCUUUUGCUCGGCGCGAGACUGCUAGUCCCUAGAGGGGAACUUGAAGUCUCCGACUUUGACCUGAAAUUGUCAAAUCAACGAUAUAAUCUUGUUGAUGGCGAACAACCACUUCCAAUUUACACAGCAGUACGCCAUGAGAUACCAGUACUUGACGACAAACUGAAGAGGCAGCCUACACCAGAGACAUUGAUGCAGCAGGCGGAGAAAGAAGCAUGGUUCCAGUGGUUUGAAUUCACCCCAUACGAAUUUUUCUGCGAAGAACUCAGUGCUGGAAUUCCGAUGUGGGCUGUGGGACGACAUUUCAACGAGGGCAAGAAUGUUGUUCGUCCUGGAGAGUAUCCGAUUCCCGAGUUGCGGAUUCCAGGCCUGAUGGGUAUCUGGGGCAGUGCCUUUUGUGCAACGCUUGCCCAUUACUACAAGGAGAUACGGCCAAUUUUAACGGGACUAACAGGCUUCGGGGGCAUCGACUCCCUGAUCGAGGGUAAGAACAAAGAUCUCGUCCGGGUGCAUCCAAUUGAUCCUGCUGCUAUCCCGAAUUAUGUGAUGGGCAUGAAAGACCAGCUCCCGGCUUCCUGCCCCGAGUCGAUCUUCAGGAACGAUCAUUUACGGCUUAUGGAUGCUGGAAUGAGCAACAAUCUGCCGAUAUACCCAUUGAUUCGACCAGAUAGGGAUGUAGACGUUAUUGUGGCUUUCGAUGCUUCGGCCGAUAUCAAACGCGAGAACUGGCUUUCUGUUGUCGAUGGAUACGCGCGACAACGGGGUAUCAAGGGUUGGCCUCUUGGUGCUGGCUGGCCGAAAGAAGACACCGAGCUAGAAGAAACAGAAAGAGUCCUUCGAGAGACCGAAGAUCUCAGCAAAGAGGCUUUGGAUGGGAAGAUCGCUGCGCAGCAGCAGGACCGUCAAAGCCCGGAAAGUUCAACAAGACCAAAGUCGAAGCAAGAGUCAAGCAUGAGAGAAGAACAGGCCUCCGUUAGCGAUACAGACCUGACAUACUGUAAUGUGUGGAUUGGGAAACUAGAGGAGAGAGUCUCGGAGGGUGAGCCUCCUCCUUCUAAACGUCUUUUCCACCCGUCGAACACCAACCACUCGGAUUCUGAUUUCCAUCUCAUGCGCCCCGAUGCUGGAAUUGCACUGAUCUACUUCCCAUUCUUGCCCAAUCCUUCCGCGCAAGAUCUGCCUCGCGAUUCUUCCCAGUCGAAGCAGCAAUUCCCUGCGCAAUCGGCCAAGAACCCUUCUAAGGACUCCACCGAUGCCACACAGCCUCUUGCACCUCGUCCCAGCUCUAUCAAUCCGGAUGUCGACGACUUUCUAUCGACCUGGAACUUCAUUUACACCCCUGAACAGGUUGACUCUGUGAUCGGCCUAGCAAAGGCUAAUUAUGCAGAGGGUCAAGACCAAGUCAAGCGCGUAGUGCGUGCAGUGUAUGAGCGGAAAAAGACUGAUCGGCUGAACAGGGAGAAGAGGGCGCUGGAGGAGAAGAGGAAGCAGGAGCAGCUUCAGAGCCGCAAGAGGAUGGAAGGGUUUAUUCCUUUAUAAUUUAGACAAACGUGUAAAUCAUCGCGGGCUUAUUCUACUCGAAGGCAUCAUGCUUUUUGAACUAUUUAGUAUUUCUGGAAAUAUCAUGAAAUUUAACAGGC